CGGGCCGCGCCGAGCGCCGGGCACCAACGUGGAGCGCCGCGGCCUCACCCCGCCGGGCGUCGGGCGGGCGCGCACGGGCCCGGCUCCCCGCCGCUGCUAGGCGGCCGCGCUCGCUGCCCCGCGCCAGGGGCGGCAGGGAGGCCGCUGCCCCGAGCUCACCGGUUGGCCCGGGCCGGCGCUGCCCCCGCUCCCCCUCUCCUCGCCCCGCCGGUGGGAGCGGCCGCCAUGGCGGAGACCGAGGAGAGGAGCCUGGACGACUUCUUCGCCAAGCGGGACAAGAAGAAGCGGAAGGAGAAGAGCAGCCGAGGCGCCGCCGCUGCCUCCAGCGCCUCCAGCGCCGCCUCCAGCGCCGCGGGGGCGGCCGCGGCGGCCGGGGGAACCCGCCCGGCUGACGGCGGCGGCUCCGGGGCCGCUGCCUCCAACAGCGGCUCCGCCAAGACGGCGACCAAGGAAGAGGAUGAUUGGAAGGAGUUUGAGCAAAAGGAAGAAAUCGAUUAUAGUGGUCUUAGAGUUCAGUCCAUGCAAAUAAGUGAAAAAGAAGAUGAUGAAAGUGAAAAAAGAGAAGAACCUGGUGAAAACUGGGAGGAGACUGGUGGUGUUGUAGACAGAUCAUCUGGUCCUUGGAACAAGUCGGCUCCUGCUCCAGCACCUGUCAUUGAACCGACUGUUACAGAAGCCCCUGAACCAGUCCAGACGGGGGGGGUGUACCGGCCGCCUGGCGCCAGGGAGGGCGGCAGGCCACGGAGGGCACAGCAAGGACCACCAGAGAUCUAUAGUGACACGCAGUUCCCCUCACUGCAGUCCACUGCCAAGCUUGUGGACAGCCGAAAGGAUAAAGAAAUGGAGAAGAGCUUUGAAGUAGUAAAACACAAAACUAGAGGUAGGGAUGAGGUCUCAAAAAACCAAGCACUUAAACUUCAGCUAGACAACCAGUAUGCUGUGCUUGGAGAUCAGUAGAGCUGCAUACACAUUACAAUUAAGGAAUGCUUUUUUGGUAACCCUUCUACUAAGGUAACUAAACUACAGCUAACGGCUAUGAUGAACAUGCCACCUUAUUUCUGCUGGAUCUACUGCAGCAAGUGCAGACUGCUUGACGUAAGUGAUUGGUUCUGCUGCACUAUGGAAGCAUACUAUGUUACAACUUCUCCAUUGGAUAUGGGGCAGAUUAAUAUCAAUGAUUGAACAAGAGUCAUCAGUGUUCUUUAGUUGCUCAGAAAGAUACCUACAGCCAGUGGUCAUUUCAAAAUCUUUUUAUGUUCAGAUACUGAGCCUUCGUAAAGGUUGACUACCUCAGACUUGCUGCACUCAUUGUGGACACCAUGUGGAUCACAACUUCUGGAAGAGAAGGUUACAGCUGUUUUAGUGGCCAUCUGAAACUUGAAACCAGCUCUACUGGAUUCCUGUCAGAAAUCCUGCAGAAGUCAGCCAUUUGGUUCCAAUUUGCUAUAACAAAGAUUUAAGUGACCUUAAUGACAAACCUAUUCCGUUCCCCUUCUGAGGAAUCCUGUCAUGUGUAGCCGUAGCCUACUAGAGACUCCUGGAGCGUACCAUACCACUCAUACUAUCCAAGUAUAACAGAGCUGUAGUUUGUUUACCUUUUUAGAUAGCUGUGCUGAAGUAACUGCAAAACAAAUUGAAACUCAUUCAGUAUCAGAUUUGAGGAAUUAUGGGUUUGAAUGAUCUGUUUGCAUUAGCCAUUUUCACAGUUGUCUGUUUAAGCAUUUUUUUAAAUUGUGUUCUCCACAAAAAAAAAAAUGCCUGCCUUGUUUCUGGUAUCAAAUUGCAGCAUAUUUAAAUAAUGAUGAGAUGUUGUAGUGAAAUAGGGUCUCUCCUGGUUUUUUGUCAUAGGGUUUGUCUUUCUCACCCUAAAGCACUAAGACUUAAGAGUUCUGAUUUGACACAGAGGUAUCCAGACUCCAACGACAGUCUUGUUGAAUUUAUCUUCUAAAAAUGAGAUACAUGGCAGUAGCGACACUAGAUAAAUUAUCCUCUAUUAAAAAUAGUAAUUGUUGAAGGGUAAUGGUUAAAUGAUAACCAAAAUAACUUUGUAUGCAGAGGGAUAACUAAAGCUGGUAAGCCUUAUUUGGCUACUUCUGUGAAGAAUGCAGGCUUUUUGAAGCAGAAAUCCUCUAAGUAAAGCUCAUAAAUGGUGUUUAUUCAAAGUCAGGAAGUUUAGUAUUAAUGGAAGGCAGUGACUUCUAAGUUGUUGUCAUCUCUGACUUCGUUUAGUGGAAGCAGGCAAAAUAGCCCUGGUACACUAAUAUAGGGCAUUGCCCUUAAGUCUGAUUUGAUGAACAAAAGCUGUCAAGUACCAAAAGUGUCCUGCUGUAACUGUUUUUCUCUUCUCUGAAUUCUUAAACCAGAAGCAAAAUGAAGUACAAUAGUGGCAUGCUCCAGUGUUGAGGUUUCUCAGAGUAAAUGCCAAAAAAUAGACCCAACAUCUGUAAGAGUUGCCAAUGGCAAGAAAAAUAAGGGAACAAAACAAAGCUUGCUUAUGUGUGUGGGAGUACUGUCUUAUGUGCAGAAGAUGAAGGUAGUGCAGGAGUUGCCUAUUGGUGUACCCUUGGACUAACUGCUGACUCGCUUUAAAUCUACUUCUCUGAGGCCAAUGGGAAUUUUGCUUGUUGACUUCAGUGGGGCUGGGGUUUCACCUGGUUCUUUUGUGCAGAGUAAAACUGGCCUUGCCCUUGCAGAGUUAACUGUCUAUAAAACUUCUGCUACAAGCUGCUAUUAAAGAGAGGGCUCAAGAGACUAUUCUUAAAGUUGGAGACUUCAUUUGGAAACAAAACCCCACUGAAAGACUGAUACCAAUACCUUGGACUCUUAGCCAUGUAUCUUCCUUGAAAGUACAUUGUUGCCAGCAAAACCAUUGAUCUGUUACUAAAGAUUUAUGUGGAAUUCAUGGUAAAUGGACAUGUCCCUUGAUGUGGUAGAAGCGUGAAGUCUUAAAACACUUCCUGAUGCUCUAAAGUGAUUGUAAUCACCAGUGCAUGGGAAUCAUGUUUUAGUCUACUGUAUGAAGGGUAGAUGAGACUGUCCAUUGUACUGUCUUUAUUUGAGGUUUUGGGCAUGAAUUCUGGCAGUUCAAGAAAACCCUGUAACAGUUUCAAAUCAAAUAAAAUGGAAAUAUACAUGGAUUCUGGAGUCUAAUGAAUCUUUACCUUUAGUUCUAGCUUGUGACCAUACUGAAGAAGCACAGAACAUUUGCAUCUCAUGAGGGACAGGCUAUGGAGUGGGCAGUCAGCCUUAUGGUCAGAUGGGCUGUGUUUAAGAGCUUACAGAAGUGCAUAUUAACAUGACUUAUUUAGACACAGAAGUUUAGUUUGCUGCCUAUCAGAGUGUCUUCUUACUCUCACCAUAUAGGACUGGAUUGAGAUUGUGAAUGAAGCUUUGUUUUGCUUUUCACUUGAAAGUAGCAGUGCUAAGUUAAAGUAUGAAGAAAACAAACAAAACUUCUGGUUGAUUGCUGUCACCAGAGUCCAUCAGAUGCUGUUAACUAAAGGUUUUAUUUGGCAGGCUUUCUUAAGCAUAUCAUUCCAGGUUCUUUCUGGAGACAUUAAGGGAAAAAAAAAUCAGAAAUGCAGAAGAAUUCUGUAGUACAGAAUGUUGAACUAUUUAAAAGUGUUUCUUGUGUUAAAUAUUGCUGCCAUUAACUAUCAAAAUGCCAGUUGUCAGUAACAAUAAAUUGUCUGGCAUGCCUGAAAUUUGAAAGUCCUGUGUGGAAGCUCAGUGUGCUUUUGAGACUCUGAAGUCCAGCUUUAUCUGGUUGUUGUUGCAUUCAGUCAAGACAUGCUAAGAAUGUCCAUUUAAUUCCUUCAGAAUGCUUGUUGAAGGCUCAUUCCAUAAAUGAAGGAUUGUCAGUUGUAGACCUGAGAUUCUUGAUACCAGUCAGUAAAAGGUGGUUGCGUGCUGCUUCAGGAACUUCGUAACCUGUACUGUGGUUUUAUGAUGGGUUUGUUAUUUUGAAUUUCAGUGUUCCGCUUUACUUUCUUUUGCUUAAAAUAAAGACACAGUCAUAGUGUUACCAACAUACUGGUAGAACAUGUAAAUGUUCAGUACUUACUGGGGAAGGAACAAUUUGGAUUUGUGGUUCUCAGUGAUAUAGUCUGUAUUUAAGGAAUGCUAAAAUGCCAGAAGCUAGAUAAUUUUAAUAAAGUUGGACUUCACAAGUGCCUGCUGUAGGAA
Molecule: messenger RNA, 4185 nt
Organism: Apus apus (common swift)
Lineage: Eukaryota; Metazoa; Chordata; Aves; Apodiformes; Apodidae
Gene: CDV3
Product: CDV3 homolog
Exons: 5
Coding region: 226-957 (243 amino acids)
Cellular component (GO): cytoplasm
Source: RefSeq, a predicted model, not a curated record